AUUGGGGACCGGACUGGUUUCACAGUUUCUCACUCCAAAACUGAGCAUGCGCAGUCGGCAGUCGGUGUGGAAUUGUUUUAGCUCCUGAUGUCAGAUCAGAACCGAGCCAGAACUUUAAACGUGAAGCUGUGGGAGUUGAAUCGAUCCGAGAAGAGCAGAGGGAGGAAGGGGCGGCUGAUGGUGGACAGAGGAGCGGGGAGGAACGGAGCGGAGAGGCGGCAGUAGCAGGAGAACAGUUGGAGCAACAGGACUCAGACUUUAGACAUUUUGAUGCUGGAUCAACAGAAAUAAACGGGCUGAAUUUACUUCCUGCCCUCCAUGUGCAUUGGGUGACGUCGGUGCUACGUCAUCUGAAACCCAGCAAUAUGGAGUGAAAAUAGUCUCAAAAUGCAUGUGAAGACCUCUCCGGUCGUCAUGGCGACAGCUGGAGACCCAGGAGACGUCCAGGCCCGGCAGUGCGGGACCUGUGACGGCGCCUCGGCCUCCUGCUGGUGUGUGGACUGCAGUGAAGCUCUGUGUGACGCCUGUCUGGCGGCUCACCGCCGGGUCACCCUGACCCGAUGCCACCGAGUUCUGAACCGGCAGCCUGAAGGACCCAGUUUGGUUUUUCCCACCAAGUUCUGCAGAAUCCACCCGUCUGAGGAGCUGAAGCUGUUCUGCUUCAGCUGCUGCCAGCUCACCUGCAGGGACUGCCAGCUGGCGGACCACCAGAACCACAGGUUCGACUUUGUCAGCAAAGCGGUGGCAAGUGUGAAGAAGCAGCUGGACGCCUGCAUGCAGCCAUUCAGAGCGCAGAUGGAGGCGUCCAGGAGGAGCCUGCAGGACAUGGAGACCAGGCUGCAGGUUCUGGCCCGCUCCGAGUCCUUCAUAAUCUCCAAGCUGCAGAAAAACGUCGACUUGCUGAUGGAGCUGCUGAAGAAAAGGUUUGAGGAGAUCAUCAAGCAGAUCCAGGUUGUCUACAACGUGGAGCGCAACCUGAUCAGCAGGAAGAUGGAGAAGGUGAAGCAGCUGCAGCAGAGCCACGUCCCUCUGACUGAAGCAGCAGAAAAGGCCAGAAGCACCACCAACCUGCCCACCCUGGUGGGCUGCAUAUCCCAGAUCACCUCCCAGAUGAAGGAUCUGGUAGACGAGGACUCGCGUCCUCCUUCCAAGAUGAUCGACGUGAAGGUCAUCACCGACAGAAACUCCGUGGAGGGAAUCAUGAAUUUUAGUAAGAUUCGGAUCGGAUCUGGUUGAUUGCUGGGUUCAGUUCUGAUUCAUUUGGCUCGUCUGGAUCUUUGGUUUUAGUCUGAUGAGAAGCAGAAAGAAAAUGGAUGAAUAUUUUAAAACCAGCAGCAGAGAUUCAGUGGAUUCAGUUCUGUUUGAUGUUCUGAUCGGGAGGUUACAGGUCCUUCUCAAAAAAUUAGCAUAUUGUGAUAAAGUUCAUUAUUUUCCAUAAUGUAAUGAUAAAAAUUAA
Molecule: messenger RNA, 1456 nt
Organism: Poecilia reticulata (guppy)
Lineage: Eukaryota; Metazoa; Chordata; Actinopteri; Cyprinodontiformes; Poeciliidae
Source: RefSeq, a predicted model, not a curated record